AUGUGUCUGCGCCUUGGCGGCUUGAGUGUGGGUGACUUCCGGAAGGUGCUGAUGAAGACAGGGCUGGUGCUGGUGGUGCUGGGCCACAUGAGCUUCAUUGCGGCCGCUCUGCUCCACGGGACUGUGCUGCGCUACGUGGCUGCCCCUGACAAUGCUGUGGCUCUGCAGUACUGCGUGGUCAACAUCCUCUCUGUCACCUCUGCCAUUGUGGUCAUCUCCGCAGGCAUCGCCACCAUUGUGUUGUCACGCUACCUCCCCAGCAUCCCCCUGCGCUGGAUAGUAUUCAGCUCAAGCAUAGCCUGUGCCCUCCUCGCACUGACUUGUGCCCUUGGCCUCUUGGCCUCCAUCGCUGUGACCUUUGCCACCCAGGGCCGUGCACUGCUGGCCACCUGCACCUUUGGCAACCCUGGACUACCGCCACCAUCGCCCGACUGUCCCUUUGACCCCACACGCAUUUAUAGCUCCAGCCUGUGUCUCUGGGGAAUCGCACUGCUGUUCUGUGUGGCAGAGAGUGUGUUUGCUGUGCGCUGCGCCCAACUUGCCCACCAGCUGCUGGAACUGAGGCCCUGGUGGGGGAAGAGCAGCCAUCACCCGAUACCAGAGAGCCCAGAGCCCAUCGAGGGCCAUGACCUGCUGAGUUGCACCAGCGCAGAGCCAUUGACUUUGUGA
This is a messenger RNA of Elephantulus edwardii (Cape elephant shrew), 669 nucleotides long. It is a transcript of the gene TMEM54, whose product is annotated as transmembrane protein 54. The transcript has 6 exons. Bases 1 to 669 code for a protein of 222 amino acids. The record is from RefSeq and is a predicted model, not a curated record. NCBI's taxonomy places the organism in Eukaryota, Metazoa, Chordata, Mammalia, Macroscelidea, Macroscelididae.